Messenger RNA from Haliotis rufescens (red abalone), 1673 nucleotides. Its product is annotated as spermatogenesis-associated protein 24-like. Lineage: Eukaryota; Metazoa; Mollusca; Gastropoda; Lepetellida; Haliotidae. The coding region runs from base 9 to 728 and encodes 239 amino acids. The transcript is spliced from 6 exons. Gene Ontology annotation, molecular function: DNA binding. Gene Ontology annotation, cellular component: cytoplasm; nucleus. The record is from RefSeq and is a predicted model, not a curated record.
AUUUCAAGAUGGCUGCCGAUGUUAGGGAAGCCAACUGUGUUGUCACAGGGGAAACCACCCGAGGGAGUGAUCCGUACCCGUCGUCUCUGCCGUCACACAUCAUUGUCCAGAAUCAGCUGAGAGAUAUCAUACUUGCACAGAACGAAGUUGUUACUCGACUGGGUCAGAAUGUCAGCCAGCAGGAGUCCUUCAUCAGGGAGAAUCUCAUGUCCAGAGAAGAUCAUCAGUCAAAGAUGCAAGAACUGCAGGUGUCCAUGUUGGAAGAUUAUGUACCACGUGAUGAUUAUGAAAAGGUUUUGAAUGAUUAUGAGACAGAGAAGCUGGAGCAUGCCCAGACCAAGGGGAAGCUGAUGGAGGUGACAGAUAAGCUGGAGUUCGCCCUUGGUCAGAUAGAAGUCCUCACCAAGCAGCUUGAGAGGGAGAAAACUGCUUUUGAAAAUGCAUUUGGAAGUCUGAAAACAAAGGCAAUAAAAGAAACAUCGAAAAAUCAGCAGCUGGAAAACAGAUGUCAAGAUAUCGCCCGGCAGUGCAGUGAGAAGGAGGGUGUGCUACAUCAGAGGCAGGAGGAGAUCCGGGUCCUGGAGCGCAAGUUACGGGAACAGGCCCGGGUCAGCAAGUACAGGGUCAGCGAGUUGGAGGUGCAGAGACAGCAGGACCGUUACAUCGCAUCAAUCAUGUGCGGAGACAACAAGAAGACCAAGAUCGGGACAUCCAAACACAAGUGCUGAAUUCAAAGCUUGUCUGCAAGGACACUUGCAAAAGGACUAAUACCAUGAUGUUAUUCACCAAAACUGUGAGCUACAUGCAGGGCGUACGGAAUGUCAUUACCAGGGCAUACAGAAUGUCAUUAGCAGGGCAUACAGAAUGUCAUUAGCAGGGCAUACAGAAUGUCAUUAACAGGGUGUACAGAAUGUUAUUAGCAGGGCAUACAGAAUGUCAUUAGCAGGGCGUACAGAAUGUCAUUAGCAGGGCGUACAGAUGGGGUGUACAAAAUAAGCCUGUACACCCAGAAAGAAUAGAUUUCUUUUCUUUGGAAUAUAUAUGUAGGGAAGCAAGAUCUAUUUUAUUGCCCUUGUGGACUUGGAUAGGUUUUUCACUGAUGCAGUCUAACAGUACACUGUGGUGUUGUAAGCUGACACAGCUAUAUCUUAUAACCAGUUAGAUAGUGUGUCUGCAAGUGGCUGUCAGUCUGCUGCCAUAGGAGCCUUCCUGACAGUAAUUAGUACAGCAAAAGCAAAGAUGAUGGCAUUUGAAUCAGAAACUUGGUCAGGUGUUAACUUUUGGAUCCAAGAGAUCGUGUCAAACUGGACAAAGGGAAGUAACUCUUAUUUGCCAGUGUAGCAGGACACAUGCACUAGAAUGAUUUCUGUUUUGGGCGCUAUGCUUGAAUUUGCUAUAUUCCAAUACAAACCUUCAUUCUCACAUGUUUUAUGAAAUACUAGCAAUCCAUCCUUUUUCAAAAUGGCCACCACAAAAUGGCAGCAGAUCACAAUAUGCCUGGUGUUCUCUCAAUUCUAAGGGGGCACGGGCUCCCCAGUUGUCUAAGGGGCCGUGAUUCGCUGUGCAGAGUUGCGUUCCUUGGACUGUGGUUUCCUAUGAUUGUGGGUUCAAAUACCUGUUCCCCCGGAUUAUGUUUCUAGGUUUUUCAGCACCAUAUUCAUGCUCGUGGGUUU